Messenger RNA from Oryzias melastigma (Indian medaka), 2689 nucleotides. RefSeq names its product arrestin domain containing 1b (gene arrdc1b). Gene Ontology annotation, cellular component: cytoplasm. NCBI's taxonomy places the organism in Eukaryota, Metazoa, Chordata, Actinopteri, Beloniformes, Adrianichthyidae. Gene Ontology annotation, molecular function: ubiquitin protein ligase binding; ubiquitin-like ligase-substrate adaptor activity. Gene Ontology annotation, biological process: protein transport. The record is from RefSeq and is a predicted model, not a curated record. The transcript is spliced from 8 exons. The coding region runs from base 149 to 1465 and encodes 438 amino acids.
GUCUCGUUUAUCCGUUAACGUUUGUCCCUGAGAGCUCGCGCCUGCGAUUCAGAGGUCACGGUGACGUCACAGUCCCCGUGGAGGGCGGAACGCAGCUCGCGGCAGCAGCAGGUGAGAGAGCGCGCGCGGCAGAGCGGAGAGCGGAGCCAUGGGGAAGCUGCAGGAGUUUGACAUCUUCUUCACCAACAACAAGGUGGUCUACGGUCCGGGGGAGUCCGUCGGCGGGGUCGUGAGGAUCCGGACCAGCAGCGCGCUGCAGUACAAAGUCAUCAAGGUGAACUGUCAGGGGUCAUGCGGGGUCUCCUCCAAGAUGAACGACACCACGUGGAACCUGGAGGAGCAGUACUUCAACAGCACGCUGUCGGUCGCUGACAAAGGGGUUCUGUCGCCGGGCGAACACAGCUUCCCCUUCCAGUUUGUCAUUCCAGCUGCGGUGCCCACUUCCUUUGAGGGGCCGUUUGGGAAGGUUGUUUACCGUGUGCAGGCGAGCAUAGACACGCCCCGCUUCUCCAAAGACUACAAAGCCCUGAAGGUUUUCUACCUGCUGAACCUCCUCAACCUUAAUGAAGUGCCCAACAUCGAGCAGACGAGUUCUGCCGUGACCACCAAGAAGUUCAGCUACCUCCUGGUGAGGACAGGGACGCUGAUGCUGAAAGCCUCCAGUGACCUGAGGGGUUACGUCCCGGGUCAGGUCAUCAAGUUAUCCACUGAGAUCCACAACAAGUCUGGGAAGGACACCGGGUGUGUGCUGGCCAGUCUCUUACAGAAGGUGAUGUAUAAGUCCAAACGUCCGAUGUUUGACCUGCGAGCCAUCGCGGAGGUUCAGGGAGCCGGAGUGAAGGCAGGGAAGCAUGCGGAGUGGAAGGAGCAGAUCAUCGUGCCUCCUCUUCCUCAGUCUGCGCUCGCCGGCUGCAGCCUCAUAGACAUCGAGUACUUCAUCCAGGUCUCUCUGAAGUCUCCGGAGGCGGCUGUCAUUCUUCCCAUCUACAUCGGGAACAUCCCGGUCAACUUGUCUCCUUCCAGGAGCACGAUCAGCAGCCCAGACCGCAGCGGCGCAGCUGGACCUUCAGGCGUCAUGCCCAGCGCCCCCCCAGUGGAAGAAGAGCUGGAGGGCAACCUGUGUGCAGGCGGGGUCACAGGAAGUGAAGAGAUUCCCACCAAAAGCCACUCCCAGCAGGAUCCCUCUGGGCUGCCAGCCGUAAUGUCCCCCAGCGCCUUCAGCCACGCCCCCGCCGUGGCGCUGCCCCCCAGCCUGGGGUGGUCCGAGGCGUCGGCUCCUCUGUUCUGCCUGUCGACCGGAGCUACCAUCCCGUUCUUCACGGAGGGAAGUGCAGCCCCCGUUCCCACCUCCUGCUCCCUUAUCCUCCCCCCAGAAUACAGCAGCAGCGAUUACCCCCACGAACCUCCUCCGACCUACGAGGAAAGCUGCAGCACGAUGGGUUCCAGCUUUAACGGCGAGCACUAGAGAAAUGGGUGGGACUUGUUGUGGCCCCACCCAUCCAAAUCCAGGCAAAGACAUACUGGAUGGACAGAGAUGGAUGGAUUUCCAAAAGUUUUUGCCUUUUAUGAGGGAAAAUCUCUCAUUUUAGUUUGAACUCUGAUGUGAUGGACUAAAAAGGGAGCGUCCAUUAAAUCAUGGUGCCUCAAAGGAGCCUUUUGAUCCUCUUAGAGCAUUUAGAACGUCCGGUUCCUGGACAUGUUGGACCCUUUAAACGGAUCUUUUAAUCCUAAAAAUAAUGAAUGCAUCUGUGAUGCCUUUAAAGACCAUUGUACCUAAUGAUUGUUCUGACUGGUUUGUCUGAAUCUGGUCUUUUUUUUGUGUGUGUCGCUGCACCUCUGCUGUCCUGGUACUGGAGGUCAGAACCGCUCGCUCAGCUGAGGAGAAGAACCCCAAACUCCUCUGUGAGGAGGACCAAUGUGACCUCUUUGUUACAGCCAGAAUUUAGUUUGAUUUUGAGCCUAUGAACAUCAAAAUUUUGUUUGAUCCCAAAAAUAUUUGCUUUGUGAAAUCCCUUCACAUUUUGACCUUGAAAAAUAGAUUUUUUUCUCUCCUUUUUAAGUUGCUCUUUAUCACCCGCUGGUGUUGCUUCAGAGAAAUUGCAGGUUUUCUUCAGAGAUCUGCAGGUUUCCAGCAUCAAAACAAAAAUAGGUGAACAUUAUUCAGUGGCAGAAGUGUAGCACUCUGAGGAACAAUCAUAGUUUUUUUGCCUUAACAUAAAACCAGGCUGUGCACAGCACUGCACUUUUUCCCGCCGUGAGCGUGGGAAUUCUGACUGAUCACAUCUGCUGCGUGGAACUGUUUGUCUAACUAAAUGUGUGCAUGGCGGGACACAUUUCCCUCACUCACCUGCAGUCUUUCUCAAACUUCAUUUAAAAACAUUUCUGUUCGUGAGCCUUUACUUCCUCCUGUUUCACAGCUGAGUUGUAUUUCAGUAAAGCCCGGAUCUGUUUAGAUAAAUAUAUCUGUCUACAUACCUCUGGUUUAGUUUUGCAUGUAGAUUUAUGUGAAUUCAUCAAAUGAAAUGGCAGAAUCCAGGGCUGAACACUGCAGAUACUCUAAAUCUUAUCAAGUAUUUUUGUCAUCGGUGACGUUUAAACACAAAAUCUUUAAAAAACGUUUCAACCACUAAUGCGAUCAACAUAAUUCCAGUAGAUUUUGAAGGAGAAAAGCUUUUCUCCUUCAAAAUCU